AAAAAGUAAAAGAACGCAAAUCGAAACCGCCGCGAACGUGUUGCAAAAUCGCUUAAUUCGCGGCGCCCUUGAAAUCGAGGAGGAAAAGCGAAAAAAGGCUGCGAGAGCUAGCGCAAAAUCGAAGAAAAAACUGUGAAUUUCAUUUCUACAACUUACUGCAAUGUGCUAGUAAAACUGAACCGAAGAAAUUGAUUAAUUCUACGAGAUAAAGCUGCAAAAAACCAACAAAUUGAAAACCUAUGCGUGAACGCGUGUGACGACAAAGUGGAGAAGUGCAACAGAUAUAUGAAUAUAUGAAUAGAUAUAGAAAUAGAUGAAUAGAUAAAUAGAAAUCCCAAGUUAACCAAGAUCACCAAAAUAUUUUCAUAAUUUUUAAGAAAUAUUUCAAGUGUGAUACAAAGUUCUGAAACCACUCCAAGCCAAGCAAGCCUACUUUCGAAAACGAAUCAUCAUCCAACUGCAGAAAGUGAAUCAAAUCGAAUUGAUUCGAUUAACAGCUGUGCUGUACACAUGCACCGGUGUGUGUGAGGGGGCGCGCGCGUGUGCGUGUACGACGUGAGUGAACCGUGUGUGUGUGCGGCGCGUAUGUGUUAGUGUUAGUGUGUGUCUCGGUGUUGGUGGCGAAAAUUGAAACGCCCGCUAAACAAAGUCAAGCGCUAGAUGGCGCUGUCGCUGCCGCCUGAGACCAGUGACGUUGUUGUUGUUGUUGUCGGUGUGCCGCACAUUGUUGUAGUUGUUGUUGAUGCUGAUGCUGAUUUUGCAGCAGCAAACAAAACGCGGAAAGUCAAAUUAUAACCGCCCACCAGCCCCCCGCAACACGAAAAACCACCUCGCCACCACCCAAUAAAUAACAAUUUAUCAGCCCAACAAAUCAACUAAAUUAACUCCCCCAACAAAUAAAAUACACAAAAAUUUAAUAAAGGAAGAAUAAGUAAUAGUCAAGAGUUUCGCAUUACCCAUCGUCGGUCGGUUCAAAUUGCGUCGCGGCGCGUCGCAAACGUUGCUAGUCCUCGGAUCGUAUCGUAUCGUAACGGAUCGUAUCGGAACGGAACAGAACCCUAUAGUACGGACGGUUACGGAUCAGAUCGGAUCAGUUGGCAGUCGGUGGCACCUAACAACGCAACGCUAACCGCUAUUAUGCAUCGGCGUCGUCGGUUGGCCAGUGCAACAAUCGCAUUCGAAUUGGCGGGCGAGCAGCAGCAGCUAAUGCAACAACUGACAGAACUUAAUUAACCAGGCUAAUCACUAAGGCUGUAGACAGUGUAUCCGUAGUGGAUAAACCCAAGAAACCGCAAGGUAUAGAGUAACUUUUUUCGUGACCCCAAAUAAUCCAAGAAUCGUAAGCAAUCCUGGAUUAUUUGCUAAAGACUUUGCGCACGCUGAAAUCCAAUUCGAUUAUGGCCGAGAAUCAAAGUGCGGCCAGCGAAGAUUCCGGUCACCAACAGCAACAGCAACAUCAGCAGCAACAGCAACACCAGCAACAUCAGCAAACACUAGCCACCACAUCAGUCACGGCCGCAUCAACCACAUCGGUCCUAGCUAACCAAUCGCCCACUAACUCGCAGGCCUCAUCCCCUGAAAAUUCCCAGGAAGCACUGCCCUUGCUGCGACGCCAGCAAUCAGCCGCAGCAGCCACAGUAGCAGCAGCCGCCGCAACAGUUGCAGCCACAAGCAGCAGCACAUCGCAGCAGCAUCAGCAGCAGCAUCGCAACAGCAUCAGCAACAUGUUCGAUCGCACGGUGAAUGCCAAGUUCAAGCCGGCGUCCUCAAAUGCCGGACCAGGAAACAAUCCGGGACGCCGGAACUCAAUGCUGACACCAUCCCGAGGAGUUAGUAUCGGUGGCGCUGGCGGAAAUAUCCGUAAGCUGACCAAGGUCAGCUCACUGACCAGCAAUCAUCACUUUGCUGUGUGCUAUCCACCCAGCAACAUCUAUCAGAACAGCAACAAUGCCGGCAGCAAUUCGGCUUUGCAGCGCACUACCAGCGAAAGUUUGCGCCUGAACUCGCUGAGUCGCGUGGCAGCUGCCGCGACACCCAACACGGUGUCCAGAGCCAGUAGUAACUCCAGCCUGGCCACAUCCACCUCCACAUCGCUGGCACCCAAGUCCAGCAGCAGCAGUGGUGGCAGCAACUCAACAUCGCAGCAGCAACAGCAGCAGCCAGUGAGCAGUAGCAACAGCAGCGGCAGCAGCAACAACAGCUUCACCAAGGCCAGUUCGCCCAACAAUAAUGGAGCACGUUCGGUGGGCGGAGCAGCUGCAGCAGCUGCAACUGGCACAGGCACUGGCACUGGCACUGCAGCAGGCAGUCAUCACCAUCAGCCACAUCACCACCAUCAUCAUCAUCAUCACCACCAUCAGCAUCACAACCACCAGCAGCAGCAGCAACAGACUAGCCUCAGCCAAGGACACGCCUCGUUAACCGUCGCCGGUGGAUCAGCUGCAGCUGGUGGUGGUGUUGGUGGUAGUGGCAGCUCCUCGGGGACCGCCGCUGGUGGCACCAAUCGCAAACCAAAGACGACUUCCUCAUUCGAGAUCACCUCGGUGACGGUGGGCCAUCCAAAGCUGAAUGCUGCCGGCGAUACUGGGGACGAGUCGGCCGACGAUCUGGACGAAUCUCACACGGAUGACAAUAGUCGGAUAACGGACCUGGAGAACGAGACGCCCUCCAUGUCGGAAGACACGUUCUCCAAGGAGGAGGUGUACUAUGCCAACAAUGCCCUCAGCACCAAUGCGCCGGUGAUACCGACUAGCUCGCAAUACGGCCUCGUCGUGGUGGAUCCCAUCGCCCCAUCGUUGGGCCAGACGAUCCAGAACGUUCAGGUCAACGUGUCGGAUAACAUUAUCAAUGUGGUGAGCGGUGCCGUCACACCGGGCGGCACAAAGAAGAAGGACGACAUCAAGGAGACGCAGCACCGCAGCGAGCGGUUCAAGGUGGUCAAAAUUGAGUCCACGGAGCCGUUUAAGCGCGGCCGCUGGAUGUGCAUGGAUUACCUGGAUCACUCGAGUGUGGGUAAUGGCGGUAAUAACAACGAAAAGACUGGCUCUUCUACUUCCGAGGCGCACGCAGCCACAACGGAUGGUGCAGCAGGUGUUGCCGUUGGGUCUGAGGCUCCGCCACCGGCCCACAAGACCACACAGAGUAUGAUUCUGCCACCCACCCAGAAGCUGAACGAGAACCAUUUGGAGGCCAACUCGACCGAUGCCAACUGGAACUAUGCCGAGCAACAGCAGCAGCAGCAGCAGCAGCAACAAACAAUAGUUGGCAAUGCCCUGACCAAGACAUUGCCCGUGGCUCUUCGCAACGUGAGUCGCAGUUCCUCGGUAACCCCAAGUCCUAAUGCCUCCGUCGAGUUCUUGUCUCCCAAUUUGCUCGCCCAGCAGCAACAGCAGCAGCAACAGCUCUUCGACAGCGUCAAUGCCAAUGCUGCCAGUUCACCAAAUCCCGCCGGUGACCCCAACAACAUGGACUAUGCGCGAACGGCGGCGAUGCAGCUGCAUCAAACGUUGCAGCAGCUCAAGCAGCGCGAAGACGCCAUGGACGUGCCGCCAGGUGGUUAUGCCAACUACCAAAACGGUGGAGAUUCUGCUGGUGGGGCGGCCAGCAACAACAACAGCGCCGGAGCGGCAGCUGGAGAGUCACAGCUGAGCACCAGCUAUGUUGAGCAGCAGCAGCCAUUAUCCCCAGCGCCACUAACGCCCCAGGCCGCGCCCACAUUCGCGGCUGUUGCUGCCGGGCAGUCGCCCAACUUCCAAUUGGAGCCACAACAACAACAGCAGCAGCAGCAGCAGCAAGCUACAUCGCAGAUAGAUGGAAUAGUCCCACAGCCAUUUAACCCACAACAGCAACAGCAGCAGCAGCAGCAACAGACCCCACAGCAAUCAACAGCUCAGCAAGCAGCAGCAACUGCAACAUCUGCAGUGGCUGCAGCACCACCACAACAGACUUCAAACACUUCCAAUGCAGCGGUAACCACUGGCCAGGGUCAGACAAUGCCGCUGUUAUCACACAUGACCAGCUACGAGCAGCAGCAGCCUAAUCUGGGAGCAGCAGCAGCAACAGGAGGCACAGCGGCAACAUCGGUGGCUGCACCGCAAGCGAUUCCCACGCUGCAAUUGCAGAGUGCUCCCUCAACGAUUGCCGAUCCGCAGCAAUUGAUGGUGCCACAGCAACAGCAGCAACAGCAGGAGGAGCAACAGCCAACACAGCAACAGCAGCAGCAGCAGCAACAACAACCGCUUCCGCCAGCAAAUAUCGCGAGUGCUAGUGCCAAUAAUAGUAAUCUAAACCUAACGAAUACGAAUGUUGUGGCCAACGCCGAGGCAACAACAAACGCGCUGACCUUGACCGAUGAACAGGCGACCGCGACCGCGUCAGUUGCAGCUGCAGUUGCGACCGGCGCAGCAGCAGCAACGCAGCAGCAAAUCCAACAGCUACAACAGCAACCAAAUGCAGAGUCCGAGACUGAAAGCUCCACAAGCGCUUCCAAUGCCGGCGGCAAUCGGAAGAGGGCCUUUAGCAAUCCGCACAUUGGAGGGCCCAACGAUCCUUCGUCCUUCAUGCAGCGCCUCAAUCCGCAGCUCUACUACUACAACAAGUCGCAGUCGGGCAGGAGUUCCUUCUGCGUGGACGAGUCGCUGUGGCCCACGCACAAUCCCAAUGGAGCGGUCAGCGAUACGCACCUGUACUCCAGGUGCUCCAGCACGGACGAGGACUACGAGGAGGCCAUCGAUCAGUUCUCGCCCACGCUGUACACCCGCUCAGCCAGUCGUGCGAUUCCCAUACCCAGCAGUGCGGGCAGCAGUCCGCAGCACCACGUCCAGCAUCCACAUCGUUCGCAGCCCAGGAUUGUUGGGUUGUUGGGCAUCAACCAAGUGGGAGUGGAUGCAGCGGGCACGGCUGCUUUUAGUGCCAGUCCCUCGAUUUACGCCUACCCGCAUUCGCCGUUCUAUGCCAGUUCGCCGGAAACGUCCUUUUCCAGCGCCGCCUUGCCAGGACAUCCGGCCGCCAGCUCGCGCAUAUCCUUCAGCUACGAUCCUGCCUUCCAGCGCUUGCCAGUGCCCAAUGCAUCCGCAUCCGCAACCGCAUCCGCAACCCGAUCUCCGCUGGAAUGCGCCACCGUGUUUGCCGCCGUCGCUGCGGCUGCCACUUGCGGUGGUGCAACUAGUGCGGCUGGUGGUGCAGCGGAUACCAUUAUCAGCAGUGCAUCUGGAACAAGUGCAGUUGCGAUUGAUAACAAAAUCGAGCAGGCAAUGGAUCUGGUCAAGUCGCAUCUCAUGAUAGCGGUGCGCGAGGAGGUGGAAGUGCUGAAGGAGCGCAUCUCCGAGCUGAUGGACAAGAUCAACAAGCUGGAGCUCGAGAACAACAUUCUCAAGUCGAACAUACCGCAGGAGACACUGCAGCAGCUGCAGAUGCAGCUCCAGAUCGCCGCCCCGCCGGCCACGCCCGCCAUUCAAGCGGCACCGGCGGCGGUACAGAGUGCCGUUGCUCCGGCUGCCGCGGGUCAGGCAGUUCAGCAGCAGGCCGCUGGAGCGGUUGCGGUUGCGGUGGCGGUAACGGGUGUGGCCACCAGUCCAGCGUCCGCGGUGGUACCCACGAGCAUUCCCAACGGCAGCGCCGAGAACGGCAGCAGUGCAGUCGAGUCAGCGGUAUCGGUGGAGCAGCAGGUGCAGCAGGUGACUUCAGCAGCGGCAGCGGCGGCAGCAGCGGCAGUCACAGCAAACGGUCCCAUGUCCUAAGCUGUUGCUGCUGUGGCCCGAAACACACAGUGUUUGUUUUUUUAAGGCGCCCACGCACACGCACCGCAGCGAGGUGUGUGGGGGGGAAAUGAACGUUUUUAAGAAUGAAAACCGUAAUGUUAACUCAGCCGCAGUCUCUUUCCUAGCCGGAGGAGGCGGGGCCGAGGAGAGCAGCGAAAGUAUUAGCCCAAUAACAACAAGAACAGCAACAGCAACUGCAACGGCAACGGUAACAGCAGCAGCACCAACAUGUUAAGCUCGUGUUAGGUGUGUUAGGUAGACUAACCUGCGGUUAAGGACUGUUAUGUUGUUGCUGGCUGUUAAUCUGCUGCAGCCGCCGUUUUGUUAAUUUCUCGAUUGUGAUAUUUGUUUAACACACAUACAGACCACACACAACACACUCACACGCAUUUCCACACACAUCCAUACGAAAUACACACCCACACACACACACAGAUAGACUGCACGCUAACAGCGGCUGCGGCUGGCGCUGUUAACGUCCGCUGUUAACUCGAAGCGAGUAUAGGAGCUCUUUUAAAAGGCGCGCUGUUGCGCCUCCACUUUUUGUUUAAUACUUUUUAUUUUUGUUUACCCGUUUGUUUCCACGUUGUUAACGUUACGAAUAAAAAAAAAACAAGAAUCAUAAACAAACAUACCCAGAACACCACACACAACCACUCAGUAAGCUGGCUGCAAAAUAAUACUUGAUGAAAGUAGAAUUUUUGGCCAACGGAGAAAAACAGCAGCAGAAAUACAAAUGCAAAUCGAUAAAGUGUUCUAGAGUGCCAGGGAAAACAUACAGAAAAAGAAAAGGGACAGAAGGGAAAUUAAAUGAAAUAAUAUGUGAUAAUUUGCAUUGUGCAGUCAGAGACAUAAGAUGUAAAUUGUAAAAAAAACAUAAGCAAACCCGAGAAGCAAAGGACAGGAAAGUAGGAUUCAAAUUUCCAAACAUUCAACAUUGAUCGAUAAAUACAAAUACAAAUACAAUUUAGUGAAACAAGAAAGGCCAGCUGCUAUUUUUAUAAUUUACCUUUAAUUCCAACUUUUAUUGUAUAAAUACAAGAGAAAAUAUUAACUACACCAUAAA
Drosophila santomea is the source of this 6825-nucleotide messenger RNA. It is a transcript of the gene bun, whose product is annotated as protein bunched, class 1/class 3/D/E isoforms. Gene Ontology annotation, biological process: regulation of transcription by RNA polymerase II. The record is from RefSeq and is a predicted model, not a curated record. NCBI's taxonomy places the organism in Eukaryota, Metazoa, Arthropoda, Insecta, Diptera, Drosophilidae. The transcript has 7 exons. Bases 1398 to 5738 code for a protein of 1446 amino acids.